Messenger RNA from Nerophis lumbriciformis (worm pipefish), 735 nucleotides. NCBI's taxonomy places the organism in Eukaryota, Metazoa, Chordata, Actinopteri, Syngnathiformes, Syngnathidae. The record is from RefSeq and is a predicted model, not a curated record.
AUGCAUCACGUCAAAAUCAAAGUCGAAAAGCCAGAUGUGGAGGUUGGCGCCGCACGCAACAGACUGGAUUCUAUUUUAAAAGGACUCGUGGAGAAAACUGAAAACGAAAGAGAGCAGAAUGAGUGUGAGACAGGAAAAAUGUCAGCCGACUCUAUGACCAAGGAUUUGUCCCCAUUGUCUGCUGGAAAACGGCCAUCGGCGAGAUUCACACAGCAUCGUCGCAAGAGACGCAAAGAGUUGGAUGAAAGCAUAUCUGAGAGCAAUACCCACAGACAAAAUGCUUACAUUAUUAAGUUGUUUGACCGAAGCGUGGAUUUGGCUCAGUUCAAUGCCGGCACCCCUCUGUAUCCUAUUUGUCGUGCCUGGAUGAGAAAUAAUCCGUCUGUCCGAGAGCCUAUUGAAGGAUCCCCGAUAUCUCCACAAGUCAUGCUAGAAGAAGAAGUCACAGACAUGAUUAAUGGCAAAGAGCAACUUGUAUACAGACUACCUCCUCCAACUAUGUCUCCUAUAAGCUCAUCUGGUGAACCAGUCAACCUCAGGAUCCCACCAACUGAAAAACCCGUUGUCACCCAGUUAACAGAGUCUGUACCUAUGCCAGGUUCCUUCAUAUGUGACCACAUGGAGCGAUGGAAAAAGAUCAGACAAAAAUGGAAGGAAUGUUCCAACAAGAACCAGUUGAGAUACAGUGAGAGCAUCAAGAUCCUGAAGGAGAUGAAGGACUUGUAUGACCACUAA